UCUAGUUUAUUCCUCCAUAUCUGUACAAAGUUUUUCUCCUUCUCACUUGAAAAUUCUUCAAAUUUUCACUACUCAAUUCGCUCAAAUCUCUUAAAUCUGUAUGCUAAUACCACAAAAUGUGACCAUAUUUUAGAGACCCAAAAGCCCUAAGUAAAAAUUGUGACUCCAUCAGGAAUCGAGUUAUCUAAAUCGGAAGAAAGUUCAAAGUUAGAAGUUUGAAGCUGCAAGUGUUUGAAGUUGUACGAAGUUUCGAAGUUGUUUGGAGUUUUGAAGUUGUUCAAAGUUUUGAAGGAAAUGAGAGGAACUGGACGAGGUAAAAGCGGGAGAGGCGGGACAGGCUGUGGACGUGGCAAUUUUCGAGGACGUGGAAAUUCUGGAACGACGUCUCAACCACAAAUACAAUCAAUAGGGAUUAACGAGGUACCUUUGGAGAUAGGACAAUCAAGUAACCCAAGUCAAGGAACUCUACAGUCCGGACAAAUAUCAUGUAACCCUCUCCAAAGAACAUCUCCAGAGACACAAUCAUCAAGGAAUCUAGAAGAAAAUGCAUGCCCCUCUCCAGAGGCUGAAAAUGGUGCAGUUUCUCGCAUCAAUAAAAAGAGAGGAAGGGGAAAAUAUAAAUCUAAAACAGUAGAUAUAAAAACUAAGUAUGGAGGAAAAAUCACAAUAAUGAUUCCAGAUGACAUUGAUAGAGCUGUGGGUUCCGGGGCUAGAGAUAUUGUUAAUUACUCUGGUUUGAUCAUGAGGACCUAUAUCUCGUUCCGAGAGGGAAAAUGGCAAAAGAUUGUUUUGAAAUACGGAGAAGCAAUGUGGUUACAGGUCAAGAACAAAUUUGAAGUUUGUGGCGGGCUGCGAGAGCAUAAGUUGCAAGGCUUUGUGAUAAGUAGUAUGCAAAGGCUUUUUAGAGCAUGGAAAGCUCGAUUGCACACUGAUUACCUCCGUUAUUCUACUGAUGAAGAAAGAUUGUCUCAUCGACCUGAGGAUGUUCAGUUGGAGGACUGGAAAUACCUAGUAAAGUAUUUUGGAAGUGAGGAAUUCAAGAGAGAUCCGGUUUCUGGAGAAAAGGACACACCAGAUAAAGUGUGGGAGAUCCAACAUACACAUAAGAAUGUUAAUGGAGAACGGGUGUGGUUGGAUUCAAAAUCCCAACAAAUUCAUGGCCAGCUUCAGCAACUUGUUGUUGAACAACAAUCUGAAGAGGUUGAGCAUCCCAUGACUAGAGAAGAGAUGUAUUCAUCCAUUCUUGGUCAGAGAUCAGGCUAUGUUCGUGGUUUUGGAUAUGGAAAGAAGCCUCCCAGAAAGACUCAAAUGCAGCAGGCAAACAUAGAAGCUAGCGUGUCUUCUGCGAUGGAAAUUAUGCGUCAAGAGAUGCAAGCUGAUAUGGACCGGAAGUUCCAAGAAGAACUGAACCGAAAGUUGCAAGAAGAAAAUGAACAGAUGGCUAUCGACUUAAAAAGAGAGAUGGAAGAAGAUUUGCAAAAAAAAUUGGAAGAGGAGCGUGCACACAUGAGAGGAGAAUUUGACAAGAUGAUCCAAGACCAAAUGGCUGCUUUCAUGACUAGAAUUCUACAGCAGGGACAAGGUUCUUAAGCAAUGGGGCUGCCAAAAGAGGAGCUUCAAGGCGUCCAAUGAAAGUUUUUGAUCAUAUGUAAUAUGCAUACAAUGGAAGUUUUUGCUUUUGGAUCAUAUGUAAUAUGCAUACAAUGGAAGUUUUUGCUUUUGAAUCAUAUGUAUAUGCACACAAUGAACCGAAGUACUAUAUAUAUGUACGUAAUAUAUAUGCAGUUGACUUUUAAGUAAUGAAAGUAUUUAUAAUAUUCGGCUUUGGAAU
Messenger RNA from Lycium ferocissimum, 1831 nucleotides. RefSeq lists its product as uncharacterized. NCBI's taxonomy places the organism in Eukaryota, Viridiplantae, Streptophyta, Magnoliopsida, Solanales, Solanaceae. The transcript is spliced from 8 exons. The record is from RefSeq and is a predicted model, not a curated record. The coding region runs from base 295 to 1590 and encodes 431 amino acids.